Didymodactylos carnosus is the source of this 312-nucleotide messenger RNA. NCBI's taxonomy places the organism in Eukaryota, Metazoa, Rotifera, Eurotatoria, Philodinida, Philodinidae. The record is from the annotation of a GenBank genome assembly.
AUGUGCGCAAGUGAAACUGAUAAACGUGGUCUUUGUUCAAUAGGACUACCAAUGCAACGACUUGAAGUAAAAAUAGUCAAUGAGCAAGGCGAAAUUGUCGAUAUCGAUAAAAACGGUGAACUAUGGUGUCGUGAUUAUUCAGUGCUGUCUGCUUAUUGGAAUGAUGAUGAAAAAACACGUGAAACAAUUACAUCUGCUUUCAAAUGGCUAAAAACGAAUGAUGUAGUUCGAAUGGAUGAAGACAGAUAUUUGUACUUUUGUGGUAGAAAAAAAGAAAUGAAUAUUCGGGGUGGCACGAAAAUUUCAUUUUAG